Perca flavescens (yellow perch) is the source of this 1267-nucleotide messenger RNA. It is a transcript of the gene gprc5bb, whose product is annotated as G protein-coupled receptor, class C, group 5, member Bb. The coding region runs from base 1 to 1230 and encodes 409 amino acids. NCBI's taxonomy places the organism in Eukaryota, Metazoa, Chordata, Actinopteri, Perciformes, Percidae. Gene Ontology annotation, cellular component: intracellular membrane-bounded organelle; plasma membrane; signaling receptor complex. The record is from RefSeq and is a predicted model, not a curated record. The transcript is spliced from 4 exons. Gene Ontology annotation, biological process: G protein-coupled receptor signaling pathway. Gene Ontology annotation, molecular function: protein kinase activator activity; G protein-coupled receptor activity; protein kinase binding.
AUGGCCGUCAGCCCUGUCAUCAUCUGCCUCUUGUCACUGAUCGGCUAUGGCUCUUCCCACCCCUCUCCACCUCCUCCUCGGGGAUGCAGUGUGGAUGUGGAACCUCCAUACAGAGUGCUGUGUGACCUGGAGUCAGUCUGGGGUGUGGUUCUGGAGGCCGUGGCCUGCAGCGGUGGCCUCGCCUCUCUGGUCCUCGCUGUGCUCCUACUAGUCAAGCUGCGCUCCAUUUCUGACCACGCCAGGCGCUCCGGCGUGGGGCCUCUUCUCCUGCUCCUUGGCACGCUCCUCGGGAUCUUCUCCAUCUCUCUGGCUUUCCUGGUGGGGAAGAACCAGGUGCUCUGUGUGAUCCGCAGGGCCUUCUGGGGGCCACUUUUUGCCCUCUGCUUCUCCAGCUUGCUAGUGCAGGGUGUGCGACUCAGGAGGCUGGUGGCUGGCAAGACGAGCCCAUCGGGCAGCUCCCUGGCAGCGCUCGGUCUGGCCUUGGCCUUGGUUCAGGGGAUCAUCUCUGCUGAAUGGGUCUUGCUGACUGUAGUUAGGGAGGGUCACCCGGCCUGCGAAUAUCCACCUUUAGACUUUGCUCUGACAUGCAGCUACACCCUGGGGCUGCUCCUCAUAGCCAUGGGGCUUUCUCUGGGGGUGGUGCUGUGUGGAGGAGAGAUGAUGGCAGAGGGAGCAGGUGGGAGUGAAGAAGAUAGAGAAGGAGGUAGUGAAAAACGCAGAUGGAAGUGUAACGCUGUCUGGCUCUUUCUGUCCAGUCUGGCAUCGGCAUUGCUAUGGGUGGCUUGGCUGGGGUUUUAUCUUUAUGGAGGAGGAGGAGCAAAGAAGGAUGUAAAGGUGUUGGAUGAGCCUGCACUGGCGGUGGCCCUGGUCAUUCAGGGCUGGAUCCUGCUGCUGUUCCACGCUAUUCCAGAGGCGCACCUGUGUCUCCGGAACCCUCCACAAUCCAACACGCAAGACUUCUUCGACACCACUCACACGUCCCCUCCUCCACAUUUCGGAGAUGAGAUUCCAACGCAUUCUCACCGACCCUUCCCUGAAAACCAAGCUUUUUCUAUGGAGGAGCACGGUGCAACUCUCCGAAGUGGAACAUACCACAGCAGCCAUGGGAGUGUGCGUCCUGGCAUCGCCUUCAGAGGUCACGUCUACCAACCCACUGAGAUGGCUCUGGUCAUGAAUGGUGGAACAAUGCCCACAGCCCCAGUCAACUACACUGGCCGACGGUUAUGGUGAUAUAGUACAAGACUUGAAGAGGAUACACUGGUGUAAC